UGUAUUUGAAAGAACAACAAAAGGAAAAUAAAUAAAUAACAAACAAAUUUAAAAGAGUUUGUGCCCCUCCGCUAUAGGCACAGGAUGUGAUUAAUUAAAAAAAAACUUAUUAUAAGAAUAUUAAGAGCAACAAGUUUGUUCUUUAUACUGUAAAAUUAUGGAGCCCACGCCGGCAGAGCAUCACAAACGCUUCGCAUACUGCACGACGAGAUUGCAAUAUAGACAGGGUCGCGAAUUAAAAGCUGUAAAAGUUUACACCGUUGCCAGUGAGUCCAGGCACUUGUUGGUUUUCGGUGUGCCUAAAGUGAAUCUCCACACAAACAUUAAGAAUAAGAUGCAAUGUUUUGGAAAAUUACAGUCCUGCACAUGUGUGAGCAACGAAUUGGCAAAAAAGAUGGAAUUGGAGGCAUUUACAGAUGUGUUUGCGGUUCAAUUCGAACGUUUGGAGCAAGCGAGACGAGCUAAACGACAACUGGAUGCUAAACAAUUCUUUGGCGGCAUAUUACACAUAUCCUAUGCGCCCGAAAGAGAGACGCCUCAAGAGUUAAGAGAAAAAUUUCAGCAACGUCAAAGAGAGAUUGCUCAGCGAAUAAAGAGAAAUUUAGCUGAGCAGCCGCCAGCUGCUAAACAAAAGAAUAAAGAUGCUUAAAUAUUUAAUAA
Molecule: messenger RNA, 660 nt
Organism: Drosophila innubila
Lineage: Eukaryota; Metazoa; Arthropoda; Insecta; Diptera; Drosophilidae
Product: RNA-binding protein 48
Exons: 3
Coding region: 158-649 (163 amino acids)
Cellular component (GO): nucleoplasm
Molecular function (GO): nucleic acid binding
Source: RefSeq, a predicted model, not a curated record